UGUGUGCCAAUCACCGUUUCAACAGCUUCCGUACACGCCAUGGCGGCUUUUGUGCCAAGCAACGCAGUCGCUGCACCCAUCGCAAAGGCACCAGCCUCCCAGACCGGUCUCAUGAAGGUCGGUCGAACACGAUGCUGAGCAAUGAGUCGAUCAAACGUUGCGAGAUGGUGGCGUUCUUGUUCCCACAUAUGCAAGAUGGUAGGAGCAACUGCUGGGUUUGUAUGUUUGAGAACGGCAUGUUGGCCCUUGUAGAUGAGAUUGGCGCCGAGUUCACCGGCUUGAUUCACGCGCAGGAAGGAAGCGAGCUUUGCCUUGUCUGCUGCUGUGAGUGUGCGUUUCAUGACGUUUCGAGUGAGGAAGAGGUCGCGCCAGGGAAAGGAAGCUCAAGGGUAGGACAACACAACACAACAAAAGGCAAGUGAGCAAAGGGAAGCGCUAGAAGAGGAGAGGAGAGUGAGCGCACGUCCUAAGCCUGAUGCACAUCCCAGGCUUCGGUCCGCGCCAGGUCAUCGAGGAGGACAGGCACGUUAUUGGUCUCGAAGACCGUCUUUGCAAUGCGACACCCACAGAACAACCCCAGGCAGCGCACCUCGGUCUUCAGAACUCACCAGUCGGUCUCUCUGCAUACCUCUCAGAAGAUACAGUCAUUGACUUGCUGUGUGAGAAUCAACGAGGCGCAUUUCUGUGUGGGUCACCCAUGUUUUCCUCAAUGGGGCUUUGGAUCACUGAUCCGCAUGCGUGGACAACGCCGCAUGGUCGGUAUACGCCCUUCAACAUCCUCAAUGCAACACUCCCCGAUCCAUCCUGGGAAUGGACUUGGCCACGCUGGUUUGUGGAUAUGUCUGGUGAUGUGGAUGAAAAUGGUUGGAUGUAUAACAUCAAUUUCACAAGACACCACUGGCAUGGUCAUCAUCUAUGGUAUCAUUCUUUUGUGAGAAGACGCAGAUGGUUACGGAAACGGAGGAAGAAGCAAGGCGGGCAUGUGCAUCGACGUGUGGAUGAGACCGCAACGGGAUAUACAGCAACAGUCCGCAGUGCUGGUUAUGAAACACAGCAAGGCGCUUCCAUCAUGCAGCAUCUCGCUCAAAUUGAACAAGAAGUCACAGUCCUUUCCAACCUCGGAGACUUCUAUACGCAACUUCGCGGAUGUAGGCUAGAUCGUGAAAAACUGGAAGCCGUGGAUCAAUACCUCCACCAAGGCCAAGACUUGUACGCUCUCGCUGGUGAAGUCAAGACAAUUCUGCGGUUUAUGAUCUUUCAAGACUCUCGGAGACAGUUACUGGCAUUGUUAUCGCAACACUGUCAAGAGCUCGAAAAGGAACACGCUGUGCAGCAUGAGGAGCAAGCAGCAGCAGCAGAUGAUCACGACUCAAGACAUGCGUGUGUUGCCGAUGCAGUCGAUGUCGCUGAGCUCUUGAUUGCAAAGCUAGAUUACUGGUCAGAUCGACAAAUCCUCACUCGCAUCGAGGAAGACGCUGAAUUGGACCGGAUCAUGGCAGUCAAGCUGGAUGAACAGGCAAAGAAGCGCAAACCGCCUGAUCUGGAUGCGUUGCACGUUGCUGAAGACAGAGCAGAAAACAAUGAGGUGGACGCAUAGGAAUAACGAUGGCAUUGGCAUAGGGUAGCACUAAUAGUAAGCAGUAAUCACCUUGAAACGAAAAGUGAUCUAUCAGGGGUUGCAAAAAGUUGACCCCGACAGGACUUGAACCAAUAACCUCGAGAUUUGGAAUCUCACGCGCUGCCAAUUGCGCCACGGAGUCAUUCUGCUCCGAAAAUUGCUUGGUACUU
Molecule: messenger RNA, 1788 nt
Organism: Protomyces lactucae-debilis
Lineage: Eukaryota; Fungi; Ascomycota; Taphrinomycetes; Taphrinales; Protomycetaceae
Exons: 1
Coding region: 476-1597 (373 amino acids)
Cellular component (GO): membrane
Source: RefSeq, a predicted model, not a curated record